Molecule: messenger RNA, 1173 nt
Organism: Stylonychia lemnae
Lineage: Eukaryota; Ciliophora; Spirotrichea; Sporadotrichida; Oxytrichidae
Source: the annotation of a GenBank genome assembly
AUGGGUCAAUAAGCUUGCAAAAAUAGAAGAGAUCAACUAGCACUUGAAUAAUCAUCAAGAAAUGCAACAAUUCAAUAGGAAGCUCUUGAUAAAAACAUCAUGGAGUAUAGGUACCUAGGUAAUACUGGUAUCAAGGUGUCAAUCGUUUCUUUUGGAAAUAUGGUUAAUCACUAUGGAGAGAAUGCUUAAGAGAAUAGUGAUUAGAUCGUUGCUAAAUGCCUUGAGUUUGGAAUCAAUUUCUUUGACACUGCUGAAAGCUAUGGAGGAGGUAAAUCAGAGGAAUUACUUGGUCAAAGUUUUAAGAAUCUUAAUACCAACAGAAAGGAUAUAGUAGUCACUACAAAGCUUUUCUUUGGAGAUGGUGGAUUAGGAAGAGCUGUGGGUCCAAAUAACAGAGGAUUAUCAAGAAAGAAGGUUAUUGAAGGUACAAAAGCAUCAUUGAAGAGAAUGCAAAUGGAUUACGUUGAUAUCAUUUUCGCUCAUAGAUAUGAUCAUCAGACACCUCUCGAAGAAACCUGCAAGGCAUUCUCAUGGAUAAUUGAUCACAAUUAUGCACUUUAUUGGGGUACAUCUGAGUGGUCUGCUGAUCAAAUCUCUGAAGCCAUUCAAUUAUGUGAUAAGCUUGGACUUCAUGCUCCUGUAGUUGAACAGCCAAACUAUAACAUGCUUGUUAGAGAGAAAUUUGAAAAGGAAUAUGGUCCAAUCUUUGACAGAUUCCAGUAUGGAUCUACUGUUUGGUCCCCACUAGCAAUGGGUAUUCUUUCAGGGAGAUACAAUAACGGAAUUCCCCCUGAAGAUAGUAGGUUUGUUACUGAUCCAACCUACAAGGAUUUCGCUCUCAAUAUGUUCUUCUCUCCAGACAAGAAAGAGAAGAGCAUCGCAACCCUUAAGAAGUUGAAAGUCUUUGCUGAUUCAAUUGGAUAUACUUAGCCUUAACUAGCUUUGGCUUGGGCCUUGGCAAAUUAAGACGUGAGUACCUUGAUCUUAGGAUUUUCUAAGUUAUCAUACGUAGAUGAAAAUCUAAGAGCCAUUGAACUCUAUAAGAAAUGGGAUAGAGAAAUUGAAGGAAAAGUUGAGGCCAUUUUAGCCAAUUCACCCUUUGCAGGAAUGGACUACAAAACCUUCUCUCCCCUUCCACCUAGAAGGCAAGUUCAACUAAAGGUAUCAAAAUGA